Molecule: messenger RNA, 807 nt
Organism: Guillardia theta CCMP2712
Lineage: Eukaryota; Cryptophyceae; Pyrenomonadales; Geminigeraceae
Exons: 10
Coding region: 1-807 (268 amino acids)
Source: RefSeq, a predicted model, not a curated record
AUGGGUCAAACGGAAAGCUGUUGUUGUAAACGAUCGCAAAAUGCUGGAGGGAAUGAUGCUUCUCAGAGCCCUUCGAUAUCAUUGGACGUCCUUGGCAACCAGUAUGUCACUUUCCGAUCGGAUCAGCAAGAAAGUUUCCUGAUAAGAAGUAUGAUCUUCUACUCGAAAUCAAGUCAUCGGAUUAGAGACAUGGCAAACAACACGUGGUUCCGUAUGGAAGGUCCGAAUGCAAAGGAGACUGGAGUUAAACAUCUGAUUCUCAACACAGAUUCUGUACAUGCAACUCUCAUGAGGAUAGACGAGAUCACUUGGAAGAUUGUAGUUUCACGCGAGCUGCGGGCGCUUGUGUACAAGUGCGUGCGAACCAACCAGUACUGCAUCCGAGUGUUCUCUCCUCCAUACCCUCCAGAAGACUAUGGGCAACUGAUCCUCGAGGAAGUUGUGCCUGACGUUGUAUUGGAAGGAGAUUAUGACAACAUGAGCAUGAGCUUCCUUCUUUAUGACAGCGAGGACGUGUUUGCAACGAUGGAGAGGACAGCAGAUUUUCAGGACAGCUCCAAGGGGACAGGAUGGAGAUUGCUUGUGCAGAUUGCAGCAAAUGUUGAUGUUGCCCUGGUUCUUCUGACCUGCAUCUGUGUCGAUGCGAUGGAGCGAGAACCGGAGCUCGAGCAAGACUCGUUUGACAAGGUGAAGGCGCCCAACGGCAAGAGGAAUGACAGCAUCGACACCAUGGACAAGGGGCGGAAGUCCUCAGUCCCCACGUUGUGGGACAAGGGACACACGCCGAGGGUCGUCAAAGAAAUCUGA